Molecule: messenger RNA, 8713 nt
Organism: Cinara cedri
Lineage: Eukaryota; Metazoa; Arthropoda; Insecta; Hemiptera; Aphididae
Source: the annotation of a GenBank genome assembly
GUCGCGGAAUCGGCAAACGACCGAAUACUCCGUUCGCCCGGUGUUUUCGGUCACCGAUAAACAGUCUGCCGACGGAGAGUGUCUCGUUCGUUCGUUCGUUUUAAUCCGUAACGAAAACGUUUUGGCGAGUGGCCGACCGAGUAGCGCGGCACAACGGCGAACGGAACGCAACAAACCGUUUACCGAGGGUCGCCGAAACCCGUCCAUUAUCGUCGCGGGCAGGUGCAUUUCGGAACAGUAACUUCGAUAAAACACCGUUUCUCGCUUAUUUCGAACGACUUCGGCGUGUGGCGACCGCGGUCAAGGACCCCUGGAAUCGCGGUUGCGACGCAAUUAUUUUCUGCAACACGCAGUCUAAUCACGGACGUAGAUAAUAAAUAUAGUAGUAUAGUUAUCUAUGUCGGCGCCACGGACCUUUACCCGGUGAUCCGCGCGUAAUACGAUAUUCAUACGCGUCGUGCUCGCCGGCCAGCUGGCCGCAGGUAGCGCGGAACAAUUAUCUACAUCCGUGAUAAUACCCCGUCUGCGGGGCCGCGAUAACAGAAUACCGCCGUUGCUGCAUGGUUAAUGGUUAAUUAACCCUGUCCGGACGUUUCGACGUCAGUGCGUUAUCAAUUACCAACGACAAUUCGCGUUCGGUGUUUGUAAUUUUUUGCGGAAAACGUACCGAACGAUGUUCUCGUUUCGUUUUCUGUGGCGCGCGCGAACCGGUGUGCACUGCAACUAACUACUCGCGAUCGCGAUUCCUACCCAACCGCGAACAUAAUUAUUAACCCCGCCCAGUUAUUGGUACAUUGUUGUUGCACGGGCAUCACGACUACUUUACCCAUAGCCCACCGUUGAUAUUUUCCCCGGUUUUCGAAUUUUUUUCGUUAAAGUUAAUUAAAUUUCUGCGACAUCUUCAGGAAACAAUGGCCGGUAAUAAAAAGGUAAUGUCAAUUGUUUUUGUCUUGUUAAUAAUCGUUCACCGAAGUAUCAACGGGCACGUACUUACGAAAUAUUGUGCCUACCCAUAUUGUACAUUAUCGACUAUGAUUUUGAACGGGGGUUUCUCUAUUGUAUAGUACUGUGAGACCUAUUUUGUCGCAACACAAUUACCGUUGCCAACUGUUGAUUGGAUAAUUAAAACUAAUCACUAAUUUUACUCUAUUUUCUGGCUGCAAACGUAUUGUUUUGUGUUACAGUUUACUUGUGCAUAAUUGUGGAUUGCAUUAGCUUCUAUUAUUCGUAAUAUUAAAUGUGAUAUUGGUAUUGCCGUUCGACAGAGUAAUUAAAAAUACAAAAUACAAUACUGCCGUUCCGUUCCGUUGUCCAUUUUGUUUUUAAGAGGCACCGUGGAAUUUAUUAUUACCUGCAUAUUUGUAUAAUAUGCAACAAUUGUAUACAUAAUGUCAUUAUUAAUGAAUAAAAUAAAUGACAAAUGAAAAUUAUAGCCGUUUCAUUUAUUAUUAACGUUCACAACUGAAGAUAACAGAUAUACAGAUAUUAUUUAUUGUUAUUAAAUAAUAUCGAGUUUUAAUUUUAAAUGAGUCAUGUAAUGGUUUAUCGAGGUGGGUGAUUUAUUUCAUACGAAUGAACUUACUAAAUAAUGGUGUGGUGAGACUUAAAUGGUAUGUUGUGCCUACAUUUUUUUUUUUUUUUUUCAUUUUUUUAUGUUAAAUUAGGUACAAUUAUUAACUACCAGGUAUGUGUAAUUUUGGUAGUUUACAUUUAUGUGCCUUGCGAAUGGUACCAAUUUGGAUUUUUUUUUCAAUUAUAUAUAUUUUGUCUUGUUCUCGUGUAUUGUCUGAUUAAAGUUGAUAUUUUAUAGAUAGAGGACAAUUUUAAAUUUCAUUAAAAUAAAAUAAAAAUGGUUGCUAAUUGCGUUAUACAUAAUUUUUAAACUAAAAACAGUUUUUAUAAAUAAGUUUUUCUAUAGUUUUUAUAAAUACUAAUAAUUUAAAAUUAAAAUCAUUAUCAUAUCUAUUAUGUUUAAUGCCUACAUAUUAAUUAGAAAACUGAUUUCCAUAUACCUACUUGAAAUCCUCAAAAAAAACAUUUAAAAUCGUAAAAAAGGUAUAGAAAAAACACUCUUAAAAAUAUUUUAAAGUGUUUUUUCCAGGACUUUUUGAGGUUUUUAAAUGCUUGUUUUGUGGAUUUUAAGUGGAUAUAAAUCUGUUCCCUAAUAAUAAUAAUUGUUCAUUUAUUACUCACCGUUUUUAAAACCUAACAAUACAUAAAUAUAUUAAAUAUACCUAACUAUGUACUUAUUUAUUAUUGUAUAAUUCUUAACAGUUGAAACAGUAAAAUAUUUAAAUAGUAUUUAUUAUUUAUUCGUUUAGUAAAUGACAUUUUAAAAUAAUGAAUAAUGUAUAAUGUAUUUUUUAUUGUUCCAUACUUUAUUAGGCAUUUUAAAUUAGCAAUAAGGUUUGAAUUAAUUUGAGCAAUAUAAAACAUAUAUUUAUACAAUGUAUAUUUUUUCAGGAAAAAGUGGAAAAAGUUCAUGUGAGGAAGAGUCGUUCGCCGGCCAAGAACCUAAGAACAUCAAAUACUUGUAACUGUUUGUUAUAUGUACUUUCAUUUAUUCGAUUCAUCUAUGACUACAUUGUAUCAUUUGUUUUUGACUAUGUAUACAAAGAUACACCAUCAAAAACAUUACCGCCAGUAGAGGAUAAACUAGUUCUUGAAUCUUGUUCAACUAUUGUCAAUAAGAUUAAAAAUAAAGAAGUUACGUGUCGUCAUGUUACUGAAUGUUUCAUUAAACGAAUUAAACAAGUGAAUUCAAUCUUAAAUGCUGUGGUUGAUACACGUUUUGAAAAAGCUUUAAGUGAAGCUGAUGAGUAUGAUAAACUCAUUGAGUUGGCUGAUACAGAAGAAAAAAUUAAUUUAAUUUUUGAUGGUAAACCAUUAUUUGGUGUACCAUUUACAUCUAAAGAAAGUACUGGAGCGAAAGGAAUGGCUUGGACUUUUGGUAUGCUAUCUAGAACUGGCAUUAAAUGUAAUGAAGAUGCAGAAGUUGUUAAAUCUUUAAAAACGGCUGGUGCAAUACUCAUAGGAGUAACAAAUGUCCCAGAAAUAAACUUAUGGUGUGAAACAAGAAAUAAAGUUUAUGGACAAACAAAUAAUCCAUAUAAUACAAAUUUUACAGCUGGAGGUUCUUCUGGAGGAGAAGUACUGUUAAUAUAUUAUCAAGUUUAAUAAAACAUAUAGUGAAAGAAUAUUUGUUAUUUUAGGCUAGCAUAAUAUCAGCUUGUGGUAGUCCUUUGGGUCUUGGUACAGAUAUUGGCGGAUCUGCACGUAUACCUGCAUUCAAUUGUGGUUUAUUUGGGCAUAAGUUAACAACAGGUAAGCUAAUAAUUUGUUUAUUUUGAAUUUUGUUUUAAAAAUUGCAAUAAUUCGUAUAGAUCAUGUUUGUUAAUUUAUUUUAGAUACUUUGUUCUUUAUUUACAUAUGAAUGGUACAGGGGAAGGAGAGCUAUUAAUCUAUUUUUGAAAAUUGUUCAGCAGAUUUAAAUUUUUCAACUGCUCUAUGGACCACAUUAUUUUGCAACCAUUAUAUCCAAUAUUUUACCUUCAAAAUUACCCAAUUAAAAUUUGUUCAUCAAAUAAAACUCAACAUUUGAUAAUAGUUUCAAAGCACCAUCAAAUGUUAUUAUCAGAAUUGAAGAAAUGGACUACUAUUUUUCUUCCUCUGUGCUCUUUGUAUGGUUUACUGCUAUUUUAAACUGGAUAUGCAGGAAGUUAUACAAAUUUUAUUUUCACUUUUAAAAGUAGUAGGUUUAGAUAAAAUAUAUUUAACAACAUAUUGCUAUUUUGUCAUUUUGGUUUUAAAAUUUGUUUAGGACUUAUAAACACCAAAGGUAUGACAUUUAGAAAAGGUACAGAAAAGCAUACAAUGGUCAGUGCAGGACCUUUAACUAAAUAUGCUCAAGAUCUAAUACCGGUAAUUAAAGCUUUUCUUGGACCAGAAAAAUCUUUGGAAUUCAAAAUUAGCCAAGAGGUAAAAUGAUAUUUAAUUAUUUUGAUUAUUAUAAUUUUCUUUUGCUAUAAUAUGAAUAUGUACUGUGCAUGAUGAUCAAUCUAUAGUAAGACAUUAAUUAUAUUGGAAAGUUUUAAUUUUUUUUUAGAAUUUGUUUUAUAGAACAUUUAAGAGACAAGAAGCUCUACAGUUUUACGUUUAUAUGUUAUUUUUUGUUACCCUUAUUUUUGGAGGUAAAACCACUAUCUAUUUUCGAUUUUCAAAUGGCAAUCUAUAUUACAAAUUCCUUAAAUAGAUAUAGUAUAUUAGUUAAAAUACAUUUUACUGUUCUCCCCCGAUCCAAAAUUAAAAAGUGGAAUAUCUCGUUAACGGAUGAAAAAUGCCUAUACUAUUAUUUAUUUUAACUAAUAUUCCAUAUACUUAUGAAAUUUUUAAUGUAGGCUGCUAUUUGAAAAUCAAAAUUAGGUAGUAGUUUUACUCUCAAAAAUAAAGGUAACAAAAAAUAACAAAUGUAAAAUUGUAGAGCUGCUUGUUUCUUAAAUGUUCUAUAAAAUAAAAAAGUUAAUAUUUUCUGCAAUAAUGAGUGUUUUAUGAUAAAUUGAUCACCUUGUAUAUGUUACAUUAUUGUCUGUAUUGUACAAUGGAUCCCUGUUUUUUUUCUAUAUUGGGUAUAUGAUUCAUCUAUUAAUUUGAGAAUAAGAUUAACUGCAUCAAAUAUGCUAUUAGAAAUUACCUAAAAACUGGAAGCUAAUAAAAAUUGUUUAAGAUUUUAGAAACAGUGAAGUUUAAUAUAGCAUUCAAAUUAAAUUGUCAUAACAGUUUUCCAUACCAAUUUUAAUUUACAUAAAAGUAAUAUACAAAUUGAGGGAAUAAUUGACUAAAAUCAGGGAGAAUACAAAAUUCAAUUAAUAAAAUGGUACAAGUAACAUUUUAACAAUUUUAAUGAACUAAAAUAAAUAAUACUUAAUUUUUAUUUUAUUUUAAUUAUAGGUAUAUAAUAUCAAAUUCUCCACCUUGUUUAAAUAAAUACUAGUAAUAGGUUAAAUAUUUUAAUAGUUUAAUUAUUUAAUAAACCCAAUUCAGUUAUAAUGAUUACUACUGAUCUUUGUCAAAUUAAUUAAAAUAUAGUAACAGUAGUAGUUAUAACUCAUUAUAAAUUACAGAAUGUACAUUUUUUAAAUAUUAUAUGAUCAUUUUUAAUUCAAUUGUAAAAUGAUUAUCAUUGGUUUCAUUUAAAUUAUUUUGAAUUUAAAUUUAAUUAAUAAAAUUAGCUUUGAAUAUAUUUGUCAAUGUUAAAUAAUCAAUAGUAAUGUUAUUAUAUUAAUAAUAUUAUAUAAAAAAAAAAAAUUAAAAUUGUUAAAGUAUAAAAUAUACAAUUCUAUUAUUACAACAACAUUUAUUCCAGUAUUUUGAUAUUAAACAUUAUUAUUUUAUUAUUUAUCGAAAUAAACACAUAAUAAAUUAAAUUAAAAAUCUAGUAUCAAAGUAUUAUUAAUAUACCAUAAAUUAAUUAUCUAGGUUGAUCUUCAACUGAUGUAAAAAAUUCUAUAGUGUUUAAAUUAGGUGUCCAUUUAGUGUAAAAGUUCACAAUUUAGAGAAAACAUUGAUCCAUUUUGUGAGACAGAAAUAACACAAAUUGAAUGUAUUGACUAAAUCUAGUAUAAUAAUUCAAAAUUUGUUUUUAUCAAGUUGGUACAUUUAAAUAUUAUAUUAAAACUGAGAAAAUUGUUGUUUUUUUAAAAAAAAUCAUAAUUUUAUUAAUAAUAAAUUUGUAAUAUUUUUUUAGGUUGAUCUGUCUAGUUUGAAAUAUUAUUAUGUUAAUGAUCCUGAUGAUUUACGAGUUAGUCCUAUUAGUGAUGAUUUACAAAUAGCUUUAGAUCGUGCUGUGAAAUCUAUAACUGAUAUAACUGAACUGCCUCCACUUAAAGUAAAACUAUCCGGAACAAGAUACAGUUAUAGUUUAUGGAGGUAUUGGAUGACAAGAGAAGAAGAAUCUGAUUUUGCAGCUGCUUUGGGAAAUAAUCAAGUAACUAAUUUAAAUUAAGUUAAAAAGUAAUUUUAAAUUGAUUAUUUUUAUAUUACUAUUACAGUCUAGAGUUUCUGUUUGGUCAGAAGUUCCAAAAACCAUUUUAUGUCGUUCAAAUCAUACUUUAGCUGCAGUUUUAAAAUUAAUCGAUAUGCAAUUACCGAAAGUAAAUGAAACCUGGGCUCUCGCUGAAACAGAAAAACUUUCAAAUGAAAUAUCGGUAAAUUUAUAAUCUACUUAUAUUUAAUUUUAAAAAUAAGUGUUGAGUGUUACCACUGGGUAAUUUUCCAUAUUCUAAAUACUCAAUGUUAUUACUCAUAUUUUUCAUCCCAAUUGCAGAAUGUAUAUACUUGUAUAGAUUUGUAAUUUACUUUAUCAAAUAAAAAAAAUACAAAUACCUAUAAUAUGAUAUAACUGGUUCAAAUAUUAAAAAUAAAUUAUUAUUUUCUUUACAUUAUAAUAAUUAAAUUAAUUUGUACUACAUUACGUUCUUUUAUUUAGUAGUUAUUAUUGAUUAUAGAAUACAAAUAAUAAUUGAUAGUGAUGUGUGUUGUGUAAGUUGUUUUUAGUAUUUAUUGUUUUUAUGUUUUAGACAUUACUGAAUGAUGAUGGUGUACUACUAUUCCCUUCAUCUCCAACCACAGCUAAACAUCAUUGUGAACCGUUUUUACAUCCAUACAAUUUUGCCUAUUGGGCUAUUUUCAAUGUGUUAAAAUUACCAGUCACUCAAGUGCCUCUUGGCUUAGGUAAAAAUGGUUUACCAUUAGGAAUACAGGUAUGUUAAACUGACUUAUAUGAUAUAUUUAUUAGAAUAAUGUAAAUUUUCUUCUUCGGCUUCAUCUCAAUUAUUUAAGGUAGGCUAAACUUUUAUUUAACUUGAUCUCUUCCUCGCGUACACCGGCUGUCCUCAUAUUCUUAAUUUCACCCAACUACUUUUUUUUUGGUCUUCCUCUCCAUGACUUUCUUCCUAUGUUUGUUUUUAUUACAACUUAUUACUACUCUGAUUCCUCUCCCAAUAACAUGGCCAAACUAUCUCAGUCAAUUUUCUCUCAUUUUGUUAACUAUCGAAGCCUCACUUAAGAUACCUCUUACUCAUUCCUCUUCCUUAUCUCUGCUACAUUUAUUCUUUGUUUUAUUUUUCUGUCUACUACCCAACACUUGAAACCAUACACCAUAGUUGCUAUAAUCACACUUUUGUUGAACUUGUUAAGUCUUGUUGGAAUUCUCUUGUCACAUAAAAUAUAUUACACUGUUUAAUAGAAUUUUACAUCGGCUUUGAUCUUUUGUGAUAGUUUGUCAUUCCAUGGGAAUAAUCUAAACCACUCCCACAGGAGGAGUAAUGUUAAUAAUAGUGCAAAUUUAAACUAAUUUCAUUAAUUAUUAUUUUAUAGGUGGUUGCUGGUAUGCACCAAGAUAGGUUGUGUGUAGCUGUUGCAAAUCACUUAGAAAAAAUAUUUGGUGGAUGGAAACCUCCUUUUAUAACAAACAUAGAAUAAUUUAAUUUUAAAUAUUAUAAUAUUAAAUGGGAAAUUAUAAUUUGAAUGGUUUUGGUUAAUUGGUUGAUUGGAGAAAAUAAUUUUUUAUCUAUUUUUGUAUAUCUACUAUCAAAUAAUAAUUAUAGUUACCAAUUUUUAUAUUUUGUUGGAAUAAUAUGUGAUAGUACUAUUAUGUUUGUAUAAUAUUUAAAAAAAAUUUUUUUUAGUAUUUUACUUAAAAUUAAUAUAUUCUGGACAAUAACUUGUGGACUAAAUUUAGUUUUAAUAAUUUAUAUUUUUGUAAAACAAAUAUUGUAUUGAAAUAUGAAUAUAUUUGUAUUUGUUUUGUACAUGGGAUUCUUAGAUAGAAAUCUACAAUAUAUUGGGGAAUUAUGUUUGUUUUUGUUAUAUAUUAUUUAGGAAUUGAAUGUUGGUCAGUAUUUUCUAUAGAGUAUUUUUGGAGAUAACGUCACUCGCCGGAUAAAUUUAAUACUAUUCAAAAAAAUAAUCAGCUCCCACUGCAUGAUAUUAUUUGUCAGCGGCGGUGGAUGGCUGUAUUGCUGUAUGGGAUUACGGCAGCCGGCGGUUCAAUAAUUCUUUGUGCACUUACACACCACUAUGUCUUAUGGUAGUUGUACCAGAAGUGGAAAUGAAAUUGUCAAAUGCGCAUGCACGCCUGGUACAAAAAUUGUAAUUGCCUGUCGUAUUCCAUGACUGAUACUGCUGUGGACGCUGUGUAUUGUGUAUAAUGGCACAUAACACUUGUUUUUCUCAAAUUUCACAAUUAGUAUUUCAUUAAUUCCAUAAAAUAAUUUGUAUUCUUGUCUCAAAUAAAUAUGAAUGUAUUUCUAGUUUAUAAUAUAUAUUAUAAUAAUUAAUAAUAGGUUUUUAUAUUAUAGUAUUAUAAUAAUGUAUAGUUUUUAAAAUUGUAGGUGGUGCACUGUUCUUGUGCACCAUAGCAUGAGCCGCCACUGAUGUAUUAGUACCUAUUAUAAAGUUAAGUACUUUAUAUUAUAAGUAUAACAAAUUUAAAUGUUUUCCUAUUGUAUUAGGCUGUACUAAAUAAUUUAUUAAAGUUUAUAAUACUCAAUUAUAAUAAUAUUGUGCAAGGUAUUUUAAAGACUGAGUGCCUAAUGGUUAUAUAAAGUUAAAAUAUAUUGUUUGAAUUUAUUUAGUGUUAAAAAAUAUAAUGUGAUGAUUUUAUAAUUAUUAAUAAUACAGUAUAUUUUUAAACAAGUAGUGAAAUGAAACCUGG